Alternaria incomplexa is the source of this 1983-nucleotide messenger RNA. RefSeq lists its product as uncharacterized. Gene Ontology annotation, molecular function: ATP binding; ATP hydrolysis activity. Bases 1 to 1983 code for a protein of 660 amino acids. The transcript has a single exon. NCBI's taxonomy places the organism in Eukaryota, Fungi, Ascomycota, Dothideomycetes, Pleosporales, Pleosporaceae. The record is from RefSeq and is a predicted model, not a curated record. Gene Ontology annotation, biological process: double-strand break repair via homologous recombination. Gene Ontology annotation, cellular component: Smc5-Smc6 complex.
AUGACAGACACAUUCGAUACCACCGCCGAUAUCUCGCCAGAGAGGCUCACUAUCAUGAAGCUCAAGGCCAGUGGACUUCGCGAUGUCUUUUCUGAGCCUUCCUCCCCCACAGGCAACCGAUCUUUCUCAUUCGCCAGUCAAGCAAAUGGUGGCGGCCACAGCUCAUCACUGACACGUCGAACAACUCGUCAGACCAGCUCAUCCUCUCGUCGAGCAAGCAGCUUCCUCCAGUCACAUCGAAGCAAGAUGUCUACAGAGCUCACAUCACAAGCUGAGGGCAAAUUCUUCGCCUUGAUGGACCUCAUGUCGACCGCCUCCCGAGAGGCUUCUUCGCUCAAAGAGUCAUGGUCUCGUAUCAUGGCUGAGCGAGACAGUCUCUCCCGUGAGAGGGAUGAGCUUCUCAUUACCGUCGAGGAGGUGACAGAAGAGAUUCAGCGUAAAGAAGCUGAACACUCACAUUAUGGUCAUGAACACGGCGAGAGGAAGAGGCAGGUAGAGAAGCUCGUUCUUGAGCUUAACGCUGCCCUUACUCAAGUGACCGACCACAAGAAGAAGCUUGCCGAUCGCGACCGCGACCUGGAGAACACCCGACAUGAGCUACACGAACUUCAAAGCUCCAUCACGCUCACUCACGGUGAUCACGAGAGGACCAGGUCGGAGCUAGAGGCUGCGUACUCCAGGCUGAAGAUCUGUGAAGGCGAACGCGAUUCCGCUCGAUUCGACUCAGACAAGCACCACAAUGAGCUCAGGACACUUCUUCGUGAGCACACUGAGCUCAAGAGCAAGUACAACGAGACUACUUCCAAGUUUGAGUCUACUCGCAAGGAGGUCCUCACUCUUACCGACCGUAUCAAGAUGUUCGAGCUUGAGCGGGACGAACACCUCCACGAGAAGGAUCGUCUUCACGAAGAGUUGAAGCGCGCGAAAUCUCGCGUUGACGAGACUACUCGCGAGUACACCGAGCUCACUGAGCGACACGACCGUGUGCAGCGUGAGCUUCACAAGCUCAAGGAGACUGUCCGCAUCAUUGAGACGGAGCGUGAUGACCAUGCUCUGACCAUUGACAACCUCCGCCGUGAGGUGAAGGCUAAGGCUCAAGGUUGGGAGGAGGCUGACGCCCGUGCUAACGAGUUCUCUCUCAAGUACGAGCACAUCAAGCGUGAGGUCGUUUCCGUCAAGGAGAAGUUGAGGGACGUCGAGCUCGAGCGCACAGAGCUCCGAGACGCCAUCGACCGCUCUCGCGAGGACCACCGUCUCGUUGUCAUUGAGCGCGACCAGGUCAAGCAAGACCUCCACGACGAGCACCGCAAGGUGGAAGACGGCCACCGCCGCAUCAACAUCUUGGAAGACUCGCUCCGCCGCGCAGAGCUGACGAUCACCGAGAUCAAGUCAGAGAUCCACACUCUGACCGAGCGCAACAAGGUGCUCUACCGUGAGGGCGAAGACUCACGCGGCAAGCACGGCCACCUCACCGGCGAGAUCAGCAGCCUUCAGGAGAAGCUCGUAAUCUUUCAAACCGAGAUCACCAACCUGAAGUACGCUCGCGACCGCGCGCACUCCGACCUCAACGCCUGGAAGCACAAGUACGAGGAGAUCACUGAGACCAUCUCUACCUACGACGACUCAUCCGCUGAAUUCGAGUUCGAGAUAACCUCACUCCGCACCCUGCUCAACGAGGCCCGCGAACAGAAGGAACGCGCCAUCUCCGCGCGUCACGCCGCCGACCGCGAGCGCGACGAGUACAUGGCCAAGUACGAGGAGAAGUGCCGCGAGAUGGAGCGUUUCGAAGAGUCUGCUAGCAGCGUCUACCACGCCAGCAGCGGCGGCGCAGCCCGUGGCGGCUCUAAGAUUUCCAGGGUAGUAUCCAGCGGUACUACCGUGCACAACCACAGCGCCUCUGGCGGUGGUCACAGCCACGGACACAGCCACGGACACAGCCAUGGCCAUGAGCAUGGCGAGGGGAAUUCUAUCUUCGCGCAUUAG